This is a messenger RNA of Heterobilharzia americana, 1822 nucleotides long. The record is from the annotation of a GenBank genome assembly. NCBI's taxonomy places the organism in Eukaryota, Metazoa, Platyhelminthes, Trematoda, Strigeidida, Schistosomatidae.
GUAGAUUCAAACCCUACGCUGCUUGUGUCAGCAGGUCGUCGAUAGCAUCUGUGUUUGGUGUCCAAAAGACUGGUAUUUAAACUUGGUGAUGGUUUCCAACUCCUGUGUUUCACACACAACAUAUUGUGUUUAACGUCAUCGGAAACUGUAUUCCACACAUAUUAAAAAGGUAUACACCUAUUUGACUUGCCGUACGGCAGGUGAUUUAUUUUUGUGCUGUGUGCGUAGCUAAACCUUGCAGUGGAAUGAAUUUCAUAGGUACUUUUUUGUCUUGUUUCAUUUCUCAUAUUCUCUGCACUUUUAAGAAUUACUUAAGGUUCGGUCAUGCCAUUUCCUCUACAUUUCCAAUAGUUAUAGUCAUGACUAUGACUACACUGCAGUAUUAACUGGACGCCAGGUGUGGGGUCGAUAAAUUAUCCUUGCCAUUUAAUUAUUGUCCUAGUUGUACGUUCUUCAUUAUUUGUAAUUCAGAAAUAGUGGUUGUUACUAGUAUUUAACCACAAUAGCCUUCAGGACAAUACUUCUGGUGCGUCAGGUCAGUCGAUAUUGACCGGGGUUUCUAAGACCACAGGUUAUUCACUUAAAUAAAUAAAGACUGCUUUGGUAUCACAACGUUUUUACAUCCUGGUCAGGUGGGUUUAAACUACUUGUCUGAAAGAAGUGGUGCCUGAGCUGAGGUAGGCAAAGACUACAACUUAAUUAUUUUUUAUGGAUGUUUUAAAGCUGGGGUCUGAUUGUUACUUAUAGGUUAAACAAGUCAAACUACUGCACAUAUGAUAACGUUUAUAGUUAUAUACCUGGGGAUCAAUAAAUUUUGUCUACUAAUCCAUACUCAACUCAGAUGAUAUCACUCAAAUCGAAAUGCGGAUGUAAAGGAAUUCGAACCUGUGCCUUGUGCGAACAUGACAGCAUUCCCACAGCUGUAUGACAGAUUUAUUUAAUCAUGCUAUUCAGGUUCCUCACCAGACUUCCGAAUUCACAUUCUGCUCCUUCUGUAAUGUCGCAGAAGCUGGGAAGCUUAGUAUGUCAAACGGAUCUCAUAUUCAUGAAAAUAGUUUCCUUUUCCCGGGUGUGGAAGUUAUACAUAAUUUCAUCGAUGAGGCCGAAGAAGCUAUGCUAAUCGAUUCAAUCGAUGGACAAAGAUGGUUUCUCUCGCAGUCUGGUAGGAAGAAACAGGAUUAUGGGCCUAAGGUGAAUUUUAAACGACAGAAGGUCCAUAUUGGAAAUUUUACUGGUUUGCCGGCAUAUUGUAAAUUUCUCAUUACUCGAUAUAAUAAUAGAUUAAAACAGAGCACAUUUCAGUCAGAAUUUCUUCCAGUGGAACUGUGUAACUUGGAAUAUGAGUCAAUUCGUGGUGCUUGUAUCGCACCUCAUUAUGAUGAUUCAUGGCUGUGGGGUGAUCGGUUGGUGACGGUUAAUUUAUGCGGUUCAACUUGUUUAACUUUCACACUGCCUACAAAUGGUUUUAUAGGUGAGAUAAAUGAUGAAAUUAAACGUAUUCACUCCUCUGUACCGGAAAAUACGCUAACAGAUGCGUUUUGUGUACGUGUACCACUGCACAGACGUUCACUUAUAGUUGUUAGCGGACCUGCACGAUAUUUGUGGCAGCAUGAAAUCAGGCGAUCAGAUAUACCAACUAGACGUGUUGCUAUGACAUUUCGUGAAUUGAGCGGUUUGUUCACCCCAAACUCUCCUAAUCUAACAAAGGAACAGGUCAUUGGAAAACAAUUACUGGAAAUCGCCAGCACUUAUGAUGGGCAGAUAUGUAAUGGACAGAACCUGUAAAUUAGUUGUAAAAAUAUAUAUUGAUGAUAAUUAUCUA